Molecule: messenger RNA, 1817 nt
Organism: Nerophis lumbriciformis (worm pipefish)
Lineage: Eukaryota; Metazoa; Chordata; Actinopteri; Syngnathiformes; Syngnathidae
Product: ADP-ribosylation factor-like protein 3
Molecular function (GO): GTP binding; GTPase activity
Source: RefSeq, a predicted model, not a curated record
CUAAAAAUUAAUUUCGUGAAUACUUUUUUAAUCGAUGUAUUGAUUGCUAUAAUCUGUAUGGUGUUUGUUAACGACUAUGACGUCACGCAGCAUUACUGUUCCUCCGAGAAGAGAAAGUGACGGUUGAUCUUCCCCAUGGUCAUGUUAAUCCAGUCAGCCUGAGCAAGAAGCAGCAGCUACUUCACUGGACGAUAACAUGGGCUUGCUGUCCAUCCUGCGGAGGCUGAAGCAGCCUCAGGACCAGGAGGUGCGUCUACUGCUGCUGGGUUUGGACAACGCCGGCAAGACCACUUUGCUCAAACAGCUGGCGGCGGAGGACAUUAGCCACAUCACGCCCACACAAGGUUUCAACAUCAAGAGUGUUCAGUCGUCGGGCUUCAAGUUGAACGUGUGGGACAUCGGAGGUCAGCGUAAGAUCCGCCCCUACUGGAAGAACUACUUUGAGAACACAGACGUGCUGAUCUAUGUGAUCGACAGCUCGGACAAUAAGCGAUUUGAAGAGACCAGUCUGGAGCUGUCUGAGUUACUGGAAGAAGAGGACCUGGCCGCAGUGCCGCUGCUCAUCUUCGCCAACAAGCAGGACCUGACGACAGCCAUGCCGGCCUCCGAGCUGGCGGAGAGCCUCCACCUGCACACCGUUCGAGACCGAAUGUGGCAAGUCCAGGCCUGCUCCGCCAUCACCGCUGAGGGAUUGCAAGAUGGCAUGAACUGGGUGUGCAGGAAUAUAAAGUUUGGGAAGAAAUAAACCCCAGAAGAUCUGCUGCAGGAUCUCUUCACGUUUUAGUCCACUUAUCUCUAAAAUUAAUCUUGUAUAUCAUGUAAAUAUUACUCUACUUUAACUAUACACGAGGGACAAGCGGUAGAAAAUGGAUGAUAUAUUAAAACACAAAGGAAUGAUGGUAACAACGAGCAAUAAAUGUGUGUAUGUAGUUUCCCAAGUGAACACUAGAGAGCGCUGUUGCACCAGUCUUGUUCCUAAUACUGUACAUAUUGACUGGUGUGACGGUAAUCAAUUACCAAAGUUAAUAGUUGAUGCUUCAAUUUUUUUUUAUAAUAGACACAAUGUGGACUUUUUAGCAGACCUGUUUUUUUUAAAGUGACAUUUUUGGAUCCUACCACAGCCCUUGGAUAAUUCUUCUGCUCCCUUAGGCGUUUAGCCAGGGCAUCCAAUGUUGUUUGUAGUGGGUUCUGGCAUAUCUUACCAGAAAAAAAUUAACAGGAUUUUUCAGCAGAUUUGCAAAUAGGUCAAAUUUUUUUUUUGCAAUUUUGAGAUCUCGUGAGGGUCCUGACAUCGGUUUAGAAGAUAUGUUUGGUCUUUGGGGUCAAUCCAGGGAACUUCAUUUUUGCUUUAGGAGGCUCCAAGGCUGCCUCACUGGGGAAAAGAUAUAUCAUUUUUCAUCACAACUCAAAAACGGGUUAAAAAAAUUACUGAUAUUUCUGCCUCUGAACCCACUGACAUGGGUUUGGCAGGGUUUUUUCUGGUCCACCAUUCCUUUCAGGUCCAGCCAGGGUACCUAAAGCUGAUUUGAGAGGUUCCAGGACCACCUCACUAUAUAAAAGAAAAUGCACUUUAAAUUCAAAUUAAAGAAUCGCUUGAAAGGUCUGAUUUUCUGGGUCUGACCUGUGCCCUGAUGUGGGUUUAGAGGGGUUUUCUGGUCCUCUUAAUGUUUGGGGGUCUAAGGUUCUCGGCCUCACUGAAAAAAAAAUUGCUUAAAAGGGUCAUAUUUUCUGUUGUUUUUUCAUUCCAGAAGUUUUCUUAUUCCCCAAAAAACAAAAACUGGAAAUGUUGACCUGAUAAAAACUACAAAAAUGUACAC